AUGACGGAAAUCAACUUGGGUAUUACUGCUGACAUGCACGUACACUUGCGUGAUGGCGCCAUGUGUAAAUUGAUCACCCCUACUGUCCGCUCUGGAGGAAUUGCAAUUUGCUACGUGAUGCCAAAUCUUGUACCACCAAUUACAACCAAACAACAAGUUAUUGACUACCACGCGCAGCUUACCAAACUCUCUCCAGAAACCACUUUUUUAAUGAGUUUGUACUUGUGUAAAGAGUUGACCCCGCAAUUUGUUGAUGAUGUUAGUCAUUUAAUCCACGGAAUCAAGUGCUACCCAGCUGGUGUUACUACAAAUUCAGCACUGGGAGUUGACCCCAACGAUUUCAGUUCGUUCUAUCCCUUAUUUGAAGUGAUGGAAAAACGUGGGUUAAUUUUAAACAUUCAUGGAGAAAAAGCACAUUUAUCAAAAGAGGAGGAGGCUAGAGGCAACGUUGAAGAUGAGAUCAAUGUGAUAAAUGCAGAACCCAAAUUCCUUCCUGCAUUGCGCAAAUUGCAUGCAGACUUCCCCAAAUUGAAAAUCGUAUUGGAACACUGUACAACCCAUGAAUCUAUUGCCUUGAUCCGUGAAUUGAACAAGGGUAAGACUGCCAAUGAUGAGAUAUAUGUAUCCGCAACAAUCACUGCGCACCAUUUGUAUUUGAUAAUUGAUCAAUGGGCUGGCAAUCCAAUAAAUUUCUGUAAGCCAGUGGCCAAAUUCCAAAAGGAUCGUCAAGCUUUGAUCGAUGCUGCAACCAGUGGUGAGCCUUGGUUCUUUUUCGGUUCUGAUUCCGCUCCACAUCCAAUACACAAGAAGCAAGUUCAUGUUGGUGUUUGUGCGGGUGUUUAUACUCAAUCCAAUGCUGUUGCGUAUGUUGCUGAAGUGUUUGACAAGCAGGGGAGAUUGUCCAAUUUGAAGAAAUUUAUCAGUGAUAAUGGAGUUAACUUCUACAAUUUGAAAUCGGAUAUUAUUGAAAAGCAUAAGGAAGAGAGUGUGUGGUUGGUUGAGAGAAGCAAUAACGUUCCUGAUGUGAUUGGAAAUGGUGAAGUUGAGGUUGUCCCUUUCAAGGCUGGGGAAACAUUGAAAUAUGCCGCUGAGUGGAGAAAAAAUUGA
Lodderomyces theae is the source of this 1107-nucleotide messenger RNA. RefSeq names its product dihydroorotase (gene URA4). The record is from RefSeq and is a predicted model, not a curated record. Lineage: Eukaryota; Fungi; Ascomycota; Pichiomycetes; Serinales; Debaryomycetaceae. Bases 1 to 1107 code for a protein of 368 amino acids. The transcript has a single exon. Gene Ontology annotation, molecular function: dihydroorotase activity. Gene Ontology annotation, cellular component: cytoplasm. Gene Ontology annotation, biological process: 'de novo' pyrimidine nucleobase biosynthetic process; pyrimidine nucleotide biosynthetic process.